Messenger RNA from Amoebophrya sp. A120, 1309 nucleotides. The record is from the annotation of a GenBank genome assembly. Lineage: Eukaryota; Dinophyceae; Syndiniales; Amoebophryaceae.
AUGUUAGUUUUCAAACUAACACAAAAUCAGGCAUUGCUCUUUCUACACUCACUUCUUAAAAUCCACGAUAUGUUGUCGUGGUGGUCUUUAGAGCAGCUGCACGGAAAUUUUGCCAAAGAUCUGCAACAAUUUCUUUUUUUUUCGGGUUUGCUUUCUACAUCAAAAUCAACAUGUUGAUAUGCUACUUCUACUUCUUUUACACCAAUGUAUUACCAAUUUCAAGCCGUCUUCAUGGCCGCAUAUGAACUGCAAAAGUAUCGUACUAGUAGUAAUUGCAUUUAUGCAAUACAAAUCUUUUUCGCAAGGUAAAUCAGCAUUACAAAUUCAAUUUGUAAUGCUGGGCUAAUUUGUAAUGCAAUUUAUACUAGUACGAUGCUUUUACAGUUCAUACCGCAACCACCGUUGCCAAAGCGCGCGGGGCCGCGGUCAGGAGGUCGUGCGCAGGGUCACUUCUAUCAAAUGUAAAAAUGUCUGGGUCUGGAAGAUUGCCAGGUUUGCGUUUGUCAUGCACAUUUUGCAUGACUCCUGAUGUCUGUGAUGCAUGCCCUAGCAUCACAGAUUUUGUGAGGGCUUCCUGAUGCCUAUACCGCAUGACAAAUGUAUGCUCUUUCCGUGUAGCAAAACUUGGACUCUCUUUGCUGCUCGUGCAAUACAGAUUUUCUUAAAAUCCAAAAUCAGCAUAACAAGUUGGAUUCUUCCAGACCCAGACAUUUUUACAGUUGAUAACUUCAUAUUUUUCCGGAUUAUCAUGCAGUUCCUCGUUCGCUGUUUAUCGAACAUUGUCAACGAAGUCUAUUUUUUAGAGCGCCUAUUAAAACUGCAGCUGCCGCGAGCUCUGUAUGUAACUUACAGAUAGUAUUCAUCAACGCAGGCUCGGCGUCACGAAGUUCAAGUUUGUUUAUUCUCUUAAUAUACGCCUUGACGCCAAUAGGAAAAAUGUACAAGAAUGUUGCUUGUUACACCAGUUCAAAUUUUUACCUCAUUUCGGCACGGGGGGCCAAAGCGCCGUCUUCACGAGAAGUAAGUACCUUCUUCACUAUUUGUUUGUCCUUCAUUUACGAAAGUGGGAUAACAUCACCAUAAACUGCAAGCUCAACAUGCUGACUCAAAUUAUUUCACACGCCAGUACAACUACAAAAAUACCGAAUGAAGAUGAAUGCUUCGCUGUUUCGAUCUUGCUUUUCGAAGGUUUCUUUGCACAAUCGAACUGUAAGCACCAGUGGUCGUGAUGAUGGCGUUUCUUCUGGACUUGCGUCAAGAUUGGUGGACGAGGAGCAUAACCGAUGCGGUUGCGGGGGCAGGUGGCGGC